AUGAGUGGAACAAAUGCGAGCACUUCUUCGGGAUCGUCGACGUCUGGGUCGACGACAACAGAGCCGUCGAUUCAGCAGAAGAAUAAUCUGCAGAGAAUCGCACUGAAGAAGCAUCAGCUGAAGACAUGGACCAGAAGUAAGAAGUUGGAGAAACUGGCCGUAUAUUCGCAGUGCAGGGCUGCGGACAACACAUGCAAAUGCAACGGUUGGAAGAACCCCAACAACAAUCCCAUCCCUCCCUCUGACAGACAUCACGACAGACACAACAACGCAGUCUCGCAGAUGACAGACCCCUGUCGUAGUUGUGGUCAUCACUUGAGCGCUCACGUGAGUCACUUGGAUGCCGUGAAAGAGGAGGAAUUGGAUCGACUGCUGGGGAUUGUAGUGGACGUGGAGAACCUGUUUAUGUGCGUUCAUAUAGAAGAGGAUACGGACACAAAACAAGUGUAUUUCUAUUUAUUUAAACUGUUGAGGAAAGCCAUUAUGAUUAUGAGUCAGCCCUCAGUGGAGGGUCCGCUCGGAAACCCUCCCUUCGAGAAGCCUUCCAUCAAAACGGGUGUCAUAAACUUCGUGUGUUUCAAAUUCAGUCACUUGUCUGAGAAGGAAUGGCAGACA
Molecule: messenger RNA, 615 nt
Organism: Oppiella nova
Lineage: Eukaryota; Metazoa; Arthropoda; Arachnida; Sarcoptiformes; Oppiidae
Source: the annotation of a GenBank genome assembly